Molecule: messenger RNA, 4168 nt
Organism: Toxotes jaculatrix (banded archerfish)
Lineage: Eukaryota; Metazoa; Chordata; Actinopteri; Toxotidae
Product: T-cell surface antigen CD2-like
Exons: 8
Coding region: 980-2119 (379 amino acids)
Source: RefSeq, a predicted model, not a curated record
UUCCCCUGUGUUUGUUUAGUGGUGCAGCAGCCACACACAGUCAGGAGAAAAGAAGGGCAGAGCACCCAUUUAUACAGAAUUAUUUCAGAUAGCACAACAUCUGCCUCCGGCACAGUUAGAGGGUGAGGGUGUGUAGCGAUGCUGUUUGUCUGACAUCCAGUCAAACCUACAGAGGUAAGAAACUUAAUCUUCUACGUAAAUCUCUGACCUUCCAGCUGCGGGAGAACAAAUAUUUCUAACCUGGCUUAAAAUUGUGAAGCAAAUCGCAACUUAUUUGUCAGAUUACCAUCACAGAAGUUUUAAUACUUGCCAGAUCUUCAUGACACAUCUUUCCUUAAAUAAACAUUUCCAAAGUUUUCAGACGUUUUCAGCUUUUUUUUACUAAAAUUUGCUUGUGAGAAAUUAGUCAAAUCAACAAAGCUGGACAUUUAUUUCUCAUUUAGUCUGAAGUGUUCAACUUUCUUUUGACUUUGACAGUUUGUAGCUGUGAGAGGAGGAAAACUGCUGAAACGUUUUACGCCAUUUGAUCUGAGUCAAAUUUCGUGUGAAUCAAAUGUGAAUGGAAAACGGUGAGAAGACGAGCGAUGACAUGCUGCAGUGGUUGGGAAAAUGUAGUCACUUUGUAAAGUUCGUUUUUUAAGCUGACCCAAAAUCCAUACAGCGCAAAAGGAAGUGGUUUGAACCAGAUGUCAAUGUAUGCUUUAAGGUCUUAAACAUACGUUCAUAUGUAGCAGUUUGGUGUUUGUGUUGGGAUUUUGUUGUGUUGUGAUGAUCUUUAAAUGCAGGUCACAGAUUGUAUUUUUAGCUUCUGAAGCAAUAAAAGUAAAAUAAGUAUCACAGUGAACACGACCCUCGCUUUACUCACUUUGUUCUUCAACUAUGAAAGUAGAUAGGGCCUCUUGGAUCACUUCCUUUAGAAACAAUAUACAUGCACACAUGAAGGAGGUGAUCUGUGCUCAGACAGGAAAUAACCUUGAAAAUGGAAAGUGGCUGUUCUUCUUCUUUUCAGCUAAAUAUGAUGAGGAUGAAGAUGGCUGCUGUCACCACAGUCUCUCUGCUUCUGCUCCUCUGCUCCGUCAUCUCCCCAGCUUCUCAAGAGCACUGUGACAAGUAUGCUGUAACAGGAGGCGAGUUUACCGUGAUCCUGAACCACACCCUGAAGCCCACAGAAAAACUAAGAUGGAAGCACAACACUACAACAAUCUUGGAUCGAAAUCCACCGAAGACAGCAGGGUCAAAGCCCACAUAUAGCAAAGGGAGUGAGAGUGAUAUUUAUCAAAAUGGAUCUCUGAAACUGACGAAUCUGAAGAAAAACCAAACAGGGACAUACCAACCAGAGGUUUUCGAAGAUGGAACACCAGUACAAAAUCUGAAGAAAAUGUUUUUAUGCAUAUGGGACCCCGUCCAGAAACCUAGCCUGAAGACUGACUGUGUCGAGGCCAAAUCAGAAGUCAAGUUUACCUGCAGUGCCAGUAAGGUACCUGGUGGUUUCAACUUUGAAUGGCUUCUGAAUGAAAAACCCCUCACAUCGGAGAAAGGUCAGACUCUGACAAAAAAAGUCAAAGAUGUGAAAGAAGUUUCCAUAAAAUGCAGAGUUUUCAACAACGCCAGCUCUGAGACCAGUGAGCCUGUUACACAACCAUGCUUUAAAAGCCUUAUCCCUGAAAAAGUUCUGGGAGUUAGUAUCUGGAUUUUCGUGGGCGGUGGAGGAGGUGUUGUUCUUCUGCUGAUUAUCUUGGUCAUCGUUUGCUGUGUCAAGGCCAGACGGAAAAAACACAUGCGGCUGAAGGAUGAGCAGGAGCUUCGUUUGGGAUGGACCAAUCCUGAGCAACAACAGCAGCAACCGCAACAACAGCAUCAACAUCGUCGUCAGCAAACUCCUCUUCCUGAGCAUCCCCACCAUCACCACCAUCACCACCAGCAUCAGGCCGGCCACACUGGUCCCCGCCAAAAUCGCACCAGACAACCCCGUCCCAGAGCCCCCGACCCCCCCAACGGUCACCCUCAGCCCAGCCCCAGAAGAGCACAGACCCCCAAACCAGUUGUUAACGACGAUGACGAGCAGCCUCCUCCUCUUCCUCAGCCCAGGAAGAAAGUUCCCAAAACACCAAGAGCGUGACGAGAAGUGAGUGUGGGAGUUUAGAAAACUUAAUCACUCCUCUGUUUAUUUUUUCUUCAAUUCACUGAUCUGCUCCCUUUUUCUCUACUGAUGUUUCUGCUCUAAUGAAGAACAUUAAUUCAUCCAAACUCAGCGAGGCAAAGCAGAACGAAGUCAGGUCCCUCUGUUUUGGUAGAUGUUUUGGAAAAUCAAUUUGAAACUGUUUUUAUCGAGUAUUUUCUAAUCUCUAAAAAAAGAAAAGAAAAAAAAACAACGCCUGUCAAAGCUGAACUCAAACUAUGAAUCAUCAUUACCUUUCAGUUUUAUGAUGCUUGAGAUGUGCACACGUUGGUCAAACCUGCACUGCUCCAGUAUUUUGGUUUUAUAGCUUUUAUAAUCUUGUAUUUAUUUCUGAGGUCGCCUGAGGACAGCUGUUAAUUUUAACCAUUAUUUCUUCUCAAGAUAUUAAACCAUUAUCUUAUUAUCAUUUUUACAACUUUAUUAUUUGUACACAACAUUUAUUUUCCGACAAAAAAAUGUUUCCUUGUCCUUGUCCUCUUUCAUUUUUGUUCUUCUCCUCGAUGAAGGAGAUUUAAGUAUGAGGCGUAAAAGGCCGUUAUUGCAAACUAAGGACACAUUAAUGUUCUAAACUCAAACGUAUUCACAGUGCUGUGCCAAAGAAUUAUUUUUGUACUUUUAUAUACUUUUUUGUAUUUUUUUUCAAAUGAUUUCAUCUUCUUUAUAUUUAAAUUACAUGCAAAUGCUGAACAAAAUAUAAAUCACCUUCUCAGAAGCACAUAUGUAUUUUUAUCCACUCACUUGUACUGAAGGUCAAAGGUGCAGUGACUCUGUCAGGAAAGUCCUGGAUGCCAUUACAGUUUCUGGGAGCGUAUAUUUAGUUGUAUCAAACAGAUCUGAAAAUGUGAGUGACAGUAACAGAAAUACAAAACAACAGAGUAAAAGUUAGCAAUCAAAGUCAGCGGCUUACUCAUAAAUACACAUUCUCGGUUCCAGUUAUUACAUGUUAGUUCAGUACAGGAUUUUCUUUGUUAGCUUAUUCAAAGACAGAUGAAAGGACUGAUACCAGUCAUUGUUUGUAUAUUAAAUGUGAACCUACAGCUCGAUGCUCUGUUGGUUUAGUUUAGCAUAAAGGCUGGAGACAGGGAAGCAGCCUGGUGCUGAAUCUGCCUCCUGCACCUGUACGUUCACCUGCUUUCAGAUUUGCGUUCAUGUGCACAUCGUGCCUGCCAUGUGUGUUCUGCGUUCCUUGAGCGCUGUGGUUGUGCACUUCCUCACAAACUAACGUUACACAUUUGCAAGACGCAAAGCAGCACAUGACCGAUGGGUGCAGGGUCAGAAAGCUGGAUCACUGCAGCAGUGGCACAAAGAGAGAAAGUAACCGUUGCUGUUUUCUCUGCUGUGAUCUCAGCAUUGAAAAUACCCUAACAUUCUCUGGUGUCACCGACACAUUAACAUUGUGCAAAAGUGGAAGUAUAAAAGGAAGAUGUUUUCCUGAUUGGGCCCCAGUCUGCCCCCUAGUGGAUGAUCCUCCAGAUACACAGUGUGUAGACGUGAGCAAUGAUGCUGGAAAGAUAUAAUGAUGAGCCAGAUUAGCUAUGUCCCUCUGCUUCCAGCUGAGCUAAGCUUUCUUCAGCUGAAUAAGCAUAUUUACCCUGUAUGAGUUUUCUGAGCCUCCAACAUUUUUGUUUUCAGCGUGAGAACCACAUUCAGUGUUUUCACAGCAGCCUUCAAUGUAAGUUUGACUUUUGUGUACACUUGUAUGCUCUUGUUCAUGAUGCUCUUUUUUGUAUUUGUGUUGUGAAUUGAUGAACAAAGGAAAAACUGGAUAGUGACAAAACUUUUCUCUGAGAAGACUGAAAAUAAAUGUCAUAUGUGUAACAGUACAAGUUUGGAUAGUAGGAAACAAGCCUGCACUCCUCAAAUGAUCUGUACCACUUUACUAAGGCAUUUACAUUGUGUGUGUCAGAGUAUGUGCUUUGUGUGUGAAAAUGCAAACUCAAACUGUGUUCAGUGAAGUUUUCAAAUAAAUGAUGUAAAUUAUGAUGUGAA